ACAGGCUGCUGCCCCACGGUGUCGUCUUAUCUGUUCAUCAAGGAGGAACUCUGCCUUCUUGGGGGCGGGUACUGCCGAGCAGGUUUUCAGGAAACAUGAGUAGGCUAUUAUCAGGAAGUAAGAGUUUUUCAGAUUUGUUGUUUCGCAUGUGAUGAGUUAAGCAUUACGUCGUUUUAUACAUGUUAAAGGCACGAUCAUCAUUGUUGUUACCAAAAUAGAGAGUUUCCCCUUAGGUUUUGUCUUUCCUGGGCUGUGCGUACGACCUCCAAGGCCAAAGACCAUGAACCGCGCGCCCUUGCAGCAGCCCCAGAGCUGCGGGUCCUGGGAGCUGAAGGAGCGACUAGGCACCGGGGGCUUUGGGAAUGUCACCAGGUGGCAGAACAAGGUAGCCAUUCCCGGUGUGCGUGUGUUUAUGUAUGACAGUCAAAUAUGUUUUCCUUUACCUCCCCUCCAGGCGCCAGAGCUGAUUGAGAGGCAGAAGUACACGGUCACGGUGGACUACUGGAGUUUUGGCACGUUGGUGUUUGAGUGCAUCACAGGAUUCCGCCCCUUCUUACCAACCUGGCAACCUGUUCUCUGGCACAACAAACUGAGGUUGAAACAAGAUCACGACAUCGUGGUGUACGAGGACCUGAGCGGCGAAGUCCGCUUUUCUAAACAUCUGCCCCCGCCAAAUAAUCUAAACAGUCUGUUGUUGGAGAGGAUGGAAAAGUGGCUGCAGCUGAUGCUGAAGUGGUCUCCACAGGAGCGAGGCAAAGACCCCAACUCCACAUCGGGCAACUGCUUCUCCCAGCUGGAGACCAUCCUGGAGCUCAAGCUGGUCCAUGUGCUCAACAUGGUCUCCGGCAAGAUAUUCUCCUACUCGGUCACGGCCGGUGAGACAGUGACUGACCUACAGCUGCGAAUAGAGCAGGACACAGGCAUCCCUCCAGCCAAUCAGGAACUGCUCCUAGAAACCGGGGUGGCACUGGAGUCUGGCAAAGAGGCCCUGCAGUGUGCCGUGGACUACACGGAGAUAGACGGCCGGCGAACAGACAUGCCUCUGGUCUUCCUAUUCGACCGGUCCUCCUGCAGCUACGAGCCACUGUUCACCCCCCGUACCCUCCCGGAGAACAUCCGCUUCGUCCAGACGGACCCCAAGCACAUGCUGCCCUACAGCCCACUGAGGAGGACGUGCGGCCAGGCGUGGCAGACCAUUCGCUCCCUGAAGGAGGACUGGCAGAGGCUGCAGCAGGGCCAGAAAGCGGCCAUUAUGAGCCUGCUGAGACACAACUCGUCGCUGUCCAAGCAGAAGAACGAGAUGGUGUCCAUGAACCAGAGACUCACGGCCAAGCUGGAGUUCUUCACCACCAGUCUGAGCAUCGACAUGGAGAAGUACCAGGAGCAACGGGCCGCCGGGAUCGCGUCAGAGAAGCUCCUAAGUGUGUGGAAGGAGAUGGAGCAGACGGCUGCCAGCUGUGGCCAGGCCAGGGUGAGUGAGCUGGAAGAGGAGAUGAUGAUGCUGCAGACCGACAUCGUGGAGCUGCAGAGACAGCCAUGGAGGAGUGGAGAGGUUCUGGAGACCCUUGAAGGAAAAGCCAUGGAACUCUUCAGGAAGCUCAGAGAGAAACCCAGAGAACAGAGGUGCUCGGGGGACAGUCAGGAGGUAGUUCGUCUGGUGGUGCAGGCUCUGCAGUUCUAUGAGAGGAAACUUAGAGACUUCUACACUCACCUGAGUAAGACAGUCGUGUGCCGCCAGCGUGUGAUGGAGCUGCUGCCAAAGGUGGAGGGCGUGGUCCAGAGGAUGGCUGAGAGCGAGCAGGUCCUUAUGGGACUCCAGGAGAAACGCCAGAGGGAACUGUGGGAUCUGCUCAAAGUGGCCUGCAGUAAAGUCCGCAGCCCAGUCAGCGGGAGUCCCGAUGGUAUGAGAACCCCCUCUUCAGUACCCCAACUCCUGACCCCAAGACAGAGCCUGCAGAAUCCGUCGUCUGACGGUCCUCCUCUCAGAGAUGAGCCGCUGGUGGAGCAGAGCAGGAUGUUCGAGAGCCGCCUGCAGUGUCUGCUGAAGGACACCAUCCAGGAGUCAGAGAGCUCCAUGGAGAUGCUGAGAGAGUGGACAUGGAUGAAUGGCGGGCAAGAUUUCUCCAGCGAUCUCUCCAGCGAUCUCUCCUAAGUGUCUUGUAACUGUACUCUUUUGUAAUGUGGUACUCUGCUGCCCCUCUGUGGAGAUGUGGGUGAAAUACGUUCUGGUUUGAUAAAUAAGAGUCGAUGAUCAUCCUUGGUCUGUUACUAGACGAGGUUCGGGCUGUGAGAUUUGCAAGUGACCAAACGGAUGCAGACGCUUACAGAAUAAACUUUUUUUGCCCGAUAUGUCAAAGUCAAAGUAAUUGCCUUGGUGCAUUUCACUUCACUAAUGUAUGUAGAAUAAGGUACAAAAAGAAUGCACAUGUAUAAUGAAUAUUUGGAGACAGUGCAAACCAUCUAUACUAUUAGAUAAAUAGACAUAUAUAUAUUUAUAUAUAUAUACAGAUUUCACAAAACAUGUGAAUAACUUGGAAACAAGUGGGUACAUUUAUGUUUCAUCAAAAUGUCUUUAAAAAAAGUCAUUAUUUUCCCCUUUUUUUUUUCCAGUAUGGAAAUAUUGUUGUAACUUUGCCAUUGUUAAGAUGUUCAAUAUUUGUACUGUUUCUUAAUUUACAUUAUCUUUAGACCAAAAUGUAUGUUAAGAAAAUCUCAGGUGUCAUUCACUCAUGUAUAUUUUGAUUUAAUUAUUAAGGCCUAAAUUAUGCUGUUGCAAUGCUGAACAACCCUUUCCACAGAUGUAUACCUUCAAUCUCAAGUCAAACUACACAAAUAACAAAGUAGAACCAUUCUCUGCUCUGGUUUGGUUUAUGCAGCUGCUUCAAUGUUUAAAUAACAAUGCCGUUAAGAUAGUUUUACAGAUCAUGGUGUUGAGGGAUUUCAGUGUAACCCCAAAAUAAAUUUGAUACAUUUCUAUACUUGGCUUAGUUGUUGUAAACACUUCAUUCCAAGUGACGUGUUGUCGUAAAAAUAUAUAUAUUUUGUGGAGAUACGAGCCAGAAAAUAUAUUUUUUGUGAAAGAAAAAGGUUGAAAUAUUUAAUAGAGCCGGUUAAAAGAAUGAUUGAAAAUUAUUUUUACCAUACAUACAAAUGACCAUUUAUUCUGUUGG
Messenger RNA from Gadus chalcogrammus (walleye pollock), 3170 nucleotides. It is a transcript of the gene ikbkb, whose product is annotated as inhibitor of nuclear factor kappa B kinase subunit beta. Gene Ontology annotation, cellular component: IkappaB kinase complex; cytoplasm. Lineage: Eukaryota; Metazoa; Chordata; Actinopteri; Gadiformes; Gadidae. The record is from RefSeq and is a predicted model, not a curated record. Gene Ontology annotation, molecular function: ATP binding; IkappaB kinase activity; protein binding. The transcript has 17 exons. Gene Ontology annotation, biological process: positive regulation of transcription by RNA polymerase II; tumor necrosis factor-mediated signaling pathway; peptidyl-serine phosphorylation. The coding region runs from base 281 to 2152 and encodes 623 amino acids.